AUGGAAAAAAAGCAGCUCACGGGCAAAUGGAAACAACUGGGCACACACACCGAGCUGUUCGAAUGGGCAGCGUCACGAUUGUGCACGACAAAAGACGAAUUUGACGCUGUUGGCGAACGAGAACUUGUGGUACUUCAGGUUUUUGACUGCAAGGAGCUUUUGCGUAAUUUUCUUACGGCUGCUGCUUACGGAGACCUAGUUUCGAUCUCUUGCGACGGCACUUAUCGGUUAACAGACGCUGGUUGGACUUUGAUUAAUCUCGGUGUAGUUGGUGUGAUUUACGAUGAAAAGGAACGCCAGUUCCACCAGCGAUUUUACCCCUGUGCGUUUGGAUUUGUUCGUACGGAGUGCGAGUUGGCUUAA
This is a messenger RNA of Phytophthora infestans T30-4, 363 nucleotides long. RefSeq lists its product as uncharacterized. Bases 1 to 363 code for a protein of 120 amino acids. Lineage: Eukaryota; Oomycota; Peronosporomycetes; Peronosporales; Peronosporaceae. The transcript is spliced from 3 exons. The record is from RefSeq and is a predicted model, not a curated record.